Angiostrongylus costaricensis is the source of this 696-nucleotide messenger RNA. The record is from the annotation of a GenBank genome assembly. NCBI's taxonomy places the organism in Eukaryota, Metazoa, Nematoda, Chromadorea, Rhabditida, Metastrongylidae.
AUGGCACCAGAUAGACAUGUCAGUGAAGCACUGAGAAACUAUCUAUUUGCCAUACGGGGCAAUCCGCAAAGUGGUCUGGACCUCGCCACAAUCAACAUCAUGAGAGGAAGAGACCAUGGUGUACCGUCAUACACAGCACACAGGGAGCUAUGCGGUCUGGGCCAAGCGUUCUCGUUCAUCGAUUUAUCGAAUGAAAUGUCUUCUUCAACCAUCGAAGCUCUUAGUUCCGUAUAUGAGUCCGUAGAUGACAUUGACUUAUUCACUGGUAUUAUAUCCGAAAAGCCGAUAGCAGGAGCAGUGGUAGGUCCGACAGCGGCUUGUAUCAUAGCGGAGCAAUUCUCGAGAAUCAAAAAGUGCGACCGUUUUUACUACGAGAACGAUGGACCACAGCGAUUUUCACCAGAAAUACUCCAGUUCACUGUCAUGAUUUCCCACAAAUUGACUUCUCCAAGUGGUCUGAGAAAGCUCCGUUGCCGUGCAGUGACGGUCUACAAUUGCCAAGCGAUUGCUGACAAAUUCUCCUCCAAAGAAAUGAUGAAGAGCAUGAACAUUCACCUUGAAUCUGACAUAGAGUUGUCUUGUGUUCGACCGAUCGGAUUUCGAAGUUGGCCAGAAGAAUCAGUGCUGGCGCUUCCAGUCCUCAAACUGGCUGCAAGUGCUGCUGCGGCCGUCUUUGAUCCUUCGAUGACAUUCUAA